Messenger RNA from Pyricularia grisea, 552 nucleotides. RefSeq lists its product as uncharacterized. The coding region runs from base 1 to 552 and encodes 183 amino acids. The record is from RefSeq and is a predicted model, not a curated record. Lineage: Eukaryota; Fungi; Ascomycota; Sordariomycetes; Magnaporthales; Pyriculariaceae. The transcript has 3 exons.
AUGUUUCGCGCUUUCCUCUUGGCACUCGCCGCCGUCGGCGUUUCUUCCCUGCCACAGUCGCAGCGACAGACAGGCGCGGUUGCCGUAGGCUUUGGUUUAUACGGCUAUGGUACCAAGAUAGGUGGUUUCGCUCUGAACCGUGUCAAUGAUGACGUGUUCUUGAACAAGACAACCAACAGUACCGUCGAACUAUUCACCAUCAACACAUCUUCCAAGACGAUUUCCGACGCCAAGACCGGUGAUUAUCUUGCCAUCCCUACCACGCCCGGCCCUAUCACACUCCUGCCACAGAGAGGAGCCAAGAACACGUCUUUCAAAAUCUCCGACAUGAGACUCUUUGGAAACACGCUCUACUUUGUGAGCGCAAGCGGCCAGCUCGAGACGGCAUGGACCGCUGUGCCGAUUGACGAGGAAGGCGCGGCGUUCCGGUUGGAGUGGAACGUCACUUCGGACGGUGCCGUACCUAUAGCUCUCCGGAUCACUCCUCCCGGAGUUACCAUGGGAACCACCCAGUCGGGAACGACGGCGGCGGCUGUUGCGCCUGCAUCCUAG